Messenger RNA from Xylona heveae TC161, 983 nucleotides. Its product is annotated as 50S ribosomal protein L17. Gene Ontology annotation, biological process: translation. Lineage: Eukaryota; Fungi; Ascomycota; Xylonomycetes; Xylonales; Xylonaceae. The transcript has 2 exons. The coding region runs from base 164 to 712 and encodes 182 amino acids. Gene Ontology annotation, cellular component: ribosome; mitochondrial large ribosomal subunit. The record is from RefSeq and is a predicted model, not a curated record. Gene Ontology annotation, molecular function: structural constituent of ribosome.
AGAUCAAUUGUGACGCCAAGCCCAAUCGCCUCUUGCAUUGUCGGGUCCGAAAGCUUUUCUUGUUCGAUGCACUAAUUCUUUGAUUGAGGACUCGGAAUCUCUUGCCAAGUGACACGCCGACUACAUUUUACUACGUUCAAUCUCCACCAGUCCUCAAACCACCAUGGCCGGAGGAGCAGCAAAAUACAGGCACUUGAGCCGCAAGUCUUCGCACCGUCAGGCUCUCUUACGAAACCUUGUUACAUCUCUCUUCGAACACGAGACCAUCUCGACGACAUGGCCCAAAGCCAAGGAAGCCCAGCGGCUCGCCGACAAGUUGAUUACCAUGGGAAAGAAGAACACUGAGGCAUCGAGACGGAAUGCGACAAGUAUUUUCUAUAAACCCGUCGAAUUGAUUCCUAAACUCUUUGGUCCUCUCCGCGAACGAUAUGCCAACCGUGACGGAGGAUACACACGCGUACUCCGUAUUGAGCCCCUGAAGGACGACCAAGCGCCCUCUGCUAUUCUGGAGCUCGUCGACGGACCAAAGGACAUGCGAUUUGCCAUGACGGCGAAGACCCUGGCGCGGGUACGGGCUGAUAAUAAAGAAGUCAAUGAAAUCACGGCGACGAAUAUCAGAAAGGUGACGAGAUUCCGGAAGAACGGUGAGGAGGCGCUAGAGAAGAUGGUCCGCAAGUUUGAGCAGAUGGGUGUCAACAAGGAGAAGCCUUAGGGUGCUCAAUCAACACACAGGAGGACAGGGAGAAAGAUUUAAAUCUUAUUUUCGAUGCUCUGGUGAGAACUGACGCAGUCACAUCAGUUCCAGUUCUCGCCUUGAUUGUGUAAAGUUUAUUCGUUUCCGUCUCAGCAUCUGGAGUUAUGGGCAUAUGAAGAUUUCUAUGUAUAUUAUUUAUUGAACAGUUGACCAGAAAAUGAUUCUAUUUUCACGGAGCAGUUCUUGAUAAGAGAGCAGUAUAAGAGGUACAAACGUGGAUAUCACCCGA